UACAGGGAUGUCAUGCAGGAGAACUACGAGAUGGUGACCUCGCUGGGAUUUCCCAUUUCUAAACCUGACCUGAUUGUUUGGCUGGAACAAGGGGAAGAGCCAUGGGUGCCGGAUCUCCAGGCCUGCGAGGAAAGAAGGCUUCUGAGAUGCCCCCAUUCAGCAGGUGCUGAGCGAGGGAGUGAGAAUGAGGAGGAGACUCAUCAUGAGGAAGAUCCCGGGGAAGUGGAACCACAGGGGACCUUUGUGGGAAGAGCUGAAGGGAAUUUUUCCCAGUGCUUGGAGCAGAGAGAAUCCUGGGGAAAUUAUCACAGAUCAGAGAGGGUUCUGGGAAAGCUCCCAGGGAAGAAAGUGGAUGAAUCUAUUAACGGUGGGGAAAAAGAGGAGGAUCCCACAGCACAGCAGACAAAUCCCAAGGAAGAGACGCCCUGGCACUACCUUCAGUGUGGGAAAGGAUUCACUGUGAGAUCACAGCUUGUGACACAUCAGACAAUCCAUACUGGAGAGAAUCCCCUUCUAUGCUUGGACCAUGGGGAAAGCUUCAGUAAGCUCUCCGAUGUUAAUAACCACGGGAGAAGCCACACUGGAGAAAAACCCUCUCACUCCCUCGAGUGUGGGAAAUGUUUCAUUUCGAAGACGCAAAUAAUUAGACAUGAGUUAAGCCACACAGGAGAGAGACCCCACAAGUGCUUGGACUGUGGGAAAAGUUUCAUAAGAAGGUCACACCUAGUUCGUCAUCAGGCAUUACACACUGGAGCGAGACCCCACAAGUCCUUGGACUGUGGGAAAAGUUUCGUACAAAGAUCAAACCUUGUUAAGCAUCAGGCAAUCCACACAGGAGAGAGACCCCACAAGUGCUUGGACUGUGGGAAAUGUUUCAUACAGAGGUCACACCUUGUUGUACAUCAGGCAAUCCACACAGGAGUGAGACCCUACAAGUGCUUGGAGUGUGGGAAAAGUUUCAUAGAAAGGUCAGGCCUUGUUAGACAUCAGGCAAUCCAUACAGGAGAGAAACCCCACAAGUGCUUGGACUGUGGGAAAAGUUUCAUACGAAGGUCAGACCUUGUUAAUCAUCAGGCAAUCCACACAGGAGUGAGACCGUACAAGUGCUUGGAGUGUGGGAAAAGUUUCAUAAUAAAGUCAAGCCUUGUUGCACAUCAGGCAAUCCACACAGGAGAGAGACCCCACAAGUGCUUGGUCUGUGGGAAAAGUUUCCAAAGAAAGUCAAGCCUUGUUGAACAUCAGGUAAUCCACACUGGAGAGAGACCUCACAAGUGCUUGGACUGCGGGAAAAAUUUCAUACUGAAGUCACACCUAAGUCGUCAUCGGGCAUUACACACAGGAGCGAGACCCCACAAGUGCUUGGAGUGUGGGAAAGGUUUCAUAUGGAGGUCUGACCUCAUUAAACAUGGAAGAAUCCACACAGAACCUAAACUUCUGUGACACAUGGCAAGAAAGGUUUAAGCAACUUGCGUGUAAUUCACUCAGAUUCAACUUUUAGAGAGAGAUUUUAAGUUUGUCCACCUUAGAUAAGCUAGAGUUUGACAUGUAAUUGUGUAUUUUCAGAGACUUGAAAGAAGAGGGCAAGUCAUGUCUGAGUAACCUAAUUGCCUUCUAUGAGGAGAUAAGUGGCUCUGUGGAUGAGGGAAAAGCAGUGGAUGUGUUAUUCCUUGACUUUUGAGCUGUAUAUUU
Molecule: messenger RNA, 1689 nt
Organism: Mauremys reevesii (Reeves's turtle)
Lineage: Eukaryota; Metazoa; Chordata; Testudines; Geoemydidae
Product: zinc finger protein OZF-like
Exons: 3
Coding region: 13-1440 (475 amino acids)
Biological process (GO): regulation of transcription by RNA polymerase II
Cellular component (GO): nucleus
Molecular function (GO): RNA polymerase II cis-regulatory region sequence-specific DNA binding; DNA-binding transcription factor activity, RNA polymerase II-specific
Source: RefSeq, a predicted model, not a curated record